Messenger RNA from Aureobasidium melanogenum CBS 110374, 786 nucleotides. RefSeq lists its product as uncharacterized. The record is from RefSeq and is a predicted model, not a curated record. NCBI's taxonomy places the organism in Eukaryota, Fungi, Ascomycota, Dothideomycetes, Dothideales, Saccotheciaceae. Bases 1 to 786 code for a protein of 261 amino acids. The transcript has a single exon.
AUGGUCUCCCCUCUUCGUGACCGCAAACGUUUCAAUCGAGGCAUGAUAAAUCCUUUCCUAAAUCUCCCAAAAGCCCUUCUAACACAACCCAAAAAGGUAAUCAACAAAGUCCUCUACAGCGCCCAACAGGAAGUCGCAAACCUACACCUAGGCGAAGGAUUCUACAACCACUGGGUAAUCGUCCAAGACCCCCUGCAACAAACCUUCUCCAAACCCACAAACGCUGUAUCGCUAGACUUCCACUCUGGUUUCUUGAACCACUCUUUAGAUGAGAUUAAAGAGUUUGUGGAUACAAGGCUUGGCGAGAAAGGACUUGGACAAGGCGAAAACUCAUACGACAAUCUCUCAGACGAUAUAUUUGGUAUCAUUGAUGAGAGAACGGCAGAUGACAAUACUAUCUUAUUUCCGGUCUAUGAUAUCGUUGAUUCAUUCCAAGAGGCUGAGAUCAGGGUUGCUUGGAACAAUGCCACCGAGCGCGAUAAAGCUCUGGUCCGAUGCUUUUGGUCUGAAGACACUGAAUCCGAUAUCAGGUUCCUUGCAAACACGAUUGAGGGAAUAGACUCUACAAUGGGUAUCGAAGAGAUGAGCGAUAAGGUCUACAGUCAUAUGGACAGUCUCAGAAGGGAAGAAGGGAUCAUGAGGUGGUUUGAGAUUAGACUGGAUGCUGGGUAUACUGUUCUGGGCAAAAGUGGUAUUUGGCUGAUAGGGGCAGCGGAUACUCUCAUAGAUCGCACAGAGUUUGAUGAGGACGGUGUGAUGAGGGGGAGCAAAAUUGAUCGGUCUUGA